Messenger RNA from Oncorhynchus keta (chum salmon), 383 nucleotides. Its product is annotated as polycomb protein SCMH1-like. The transcript is spliced from 3 exons. Lineage: Eukaryota; Metazoa; Chordata; Actinopteri; Salmoniformes; Salmonidae. The record is from RefSeq and is a predicted model, not a curated record. The coding region runs from base 9 to 383 and encodes 124 amino acids. Gene Ontology annotation, biological process: regulation of DNA-templated transcription. Gene Ontology annotation, cellular component: nucleus.
GCUUCAGAAUGAAUGCCUCCUCGUGGCCGAUGUUCCUCCUGAGAACCCUGACUGGAGCAGAGAUGGCACCAGCCACAGCUUUUAAAAAGGAACCCUCCAAGCCCUCCCAGAACCUCUUUAAACCUGGGAUGAAGCUAGAAGCAGUGGACAAGAAGAACCCCUACCUGAUCUGCCCGGCAACCAUCGGAGAGGUCAAAGGUGAUGAGAUCUUUGUGAUGUUUGACGGCUGGAGAGGGGCCUUCGACUACUGGUGCCAGUUUGACUCCAGAGACAUAUUCCCUGUAGGAUGGUGUUCUCUGACCAGGCACAGCAUCCAGCCUCCUGGCAACUUCUGUAAGUACCUCAACCUCACCACUAGAGGACAGCAGAGCCCUGCUUUCUGA